Messenger RNA from Paramuricea clavata, 351 nucleotides. The record is from the annotation of a GenBank genome assembly. NCBI's taxonomy places the organism in Eukaryota, Metazoa, Cnidaria, Anthozoa, Malacalcyonacea, Plexauridae.
ACAGUUCUCGAUUUAGUUGGUACAUUAAAGCAAGUUAAAUCUUUGGAUGACAUUCAGAUGAUUGCAAAUGAAACUGCUCGAUGGUUCCUUUUAGGAAGGGUUUGUUCAUCUUUGGAACGUUUGAAAGAUGGUUUAAAUGUUCUUGAUGUGCUUGGAGCAGUUUUUGAGAAUCCUGAUAUAUUUCGCCCUGUAUUUUGUUAUGUUUCUCAACCAUUGACAGUUGAUCUUCUCUCUUCUCUGUUUACAAAUACUACUCGGGGUGAAUUGGGAUCAAAUGCCCAUGCCAAAGAGUCUUUAAUACUUUUCUUCUGGAAUGACUACCUCCAGGAUGUCGAGGAACAUACUGUUGAU